This is a messenger RNA of Papaver somniferum (opium poppy), 2333 nucleotides long. Its product is annotated as putative receptor-like protein kinase At4g00960. The transcript has 7 exons. The record is from RefSeq and is a predicted model, not a curated record. Gene Ontology annotation, molecular function: protein kinase activity; ATP binding. Bases 60 to 2057 code for a protein of 665 amino acids. Lineage: Eukaryota; Viridiplantae; Streptophyta; Magnoliopsida; Ranunculales; Papaveraceae. Gene Ontology annotation, biological process: protein phosphorylation.
UUCAACAAGCUAGCAAACCAAUAAAUGAAUGCACAUUAUCUCAAAAACUAAGAAGAAGUAUGGGUAGUUUUUUCCAGAUGUUUAUCAAAAUUCUUUCCACCAUUCUGAUAUUCAACAUACAGUGCUAUGUGUUGAAAUCUAAUGCGCAAAUUGAUCAGAGUAAUAUUUUCGCCUUGUGUUCAGGUAAUAUCACCUCUAGUACAUAUCUGUCCAACCUUAAUCUUGUUCUGUCUUCUUUGGCAAAUUCAUUCAACAAAACCACUGUCCAUAAUGGAUAUUACAACGACACCAUUGGGCGAAAGCCUAAUAUCGCCUAUGGAUCUUAUCAGUGCAGAGGUGAUCUUACAGUAGAAGCAUGUCGAUCUCAUGUUGAUUUAGCCGCUAAAGAAAUAAUACGCCGCUGCCCAAGCUCCGAAGAAGCAGUUAUUACAUUCAAAGAACUAGCUGUUUUAAAAUAUUCCGCUAAAUCAUUCUUCACAAUCAUGCGGGAUAAACCAUCAUUUACUCUCCCGAAUGCAAAUUCGGUCACAAACCCGGAGGAGUUUAAUCCAGGAUUCGACAAAUUGACGAAAAAUCUUUUAGCAGAGGUCGCUUCUAAUGGUGUCUCCUCUUCGUCUUCUUCGACUAACAAAAAGUUGUAUGCUAUUGGAGACAUAGAGAUUACGCCCUCACAGAAAAUACAUGGGCUGGCUCAGUGUUCUUCUGAUAUAUCAGUUAACAAUUGCACUCAAUGUCUUCGUGGAGAAAUAGAUGAUAUUCGAAAACGGUUUAGCGGGCGAGAAGGUGGCAGAGUUAUUUGUUGGAGCUGCUAUUUUAGAUAUGAGACGUUUUCUUUUUAUGAACUCAACGCAACUUCACCACCAUUUUCAUCUCCUGUGAACCCAAAACACUCAAAGAGAAAGUUUCCGCUGAAACUGUUCCUUAUGAUCUUUGUUCCGUUAGUGGUUAUAGUAUUAUCCAUCAUAAUCAUUUUGUAUUUCUGCAUAAUGAAGAGAAAAAAGAAAGUACUGGAAAAGAAGAUUGAAGAUAUCGAUGAGAUUCAAAGUGAUGAGUCUUUGCAAUUCAACUUCAGUACCAUAAGUGCCGCUACACACAACUUCUCAGAUGCUAGUAAACUUGGACGAGGCGGAUUUGGUACUGUAUACAAGGGUACACUCUCAGAUGGACAAGAAAUAGCUGUGAAGAGGUUGUCUGAAAAUUCUGGCCAAGGUGAAGAAGAAUUUAAGAAUGAAGUUGUAUUAUUGGUCAAACUGCAACACAAAAAUCUUGUUAGACUUUUAGGCUUCUGUUUAGAUGGAGAGGAAAAGCUUCUUGUUUACGAGCUUAUGAAGCAUGGAAGCCUCGAUCAGUUUUUAUUCGAUCCUGUUAAACGCACAUAUUUGAAUUGGGAAAGGCGAUACAAGAUUAUAGGAGGCAUUGCUAAAGGACUUCUCUAUCUUCACGAGGACUCUCGACUUAAGAUUAUCCAUCGGGAUCUAAAAGCCAGCAAUGUGUUAUUAGGAGAAGAUAUGGUCCCCAAAAUUUCAGAUUUUGGGAUGGCUAGGAUUUUCUUGGUGAACCAAAAUCAAGCCAGUACAAAACGAAUUUGUGGAACUUUUGGAUACAUGGCUCCAGAGUAUGCAAUGCAUGGUAAAUUCUCCGUGAAAUCGGACGUCUAUAGUUUCGGUGUUUUGAUUCUAGAAAUCCUAAGUGGAAAGAGGAGUAACUCAUUUGGUGGAUUCGAAGGUGCUGAGAAUGUCUUAAGCUAUGCAUGGGGCCUUUGGAAGGAGGAGAGAUCUAUGGAAUUGUUAGAUCCAACACUAAGAGAAUGUUAUUCGGCAAACGAAGUGAUGAGAUGCAUCCAAAUUGGGUUAUUAUGUGUUCAAGAAGAUGUAGCUAAUAGACCCACAAUGGCAUGGAUUAUUCACAUGCUCAAUAACCACUCUGUCACUCUUCCAUCACCUUUAUCACCAUCUGCAUUUUUACUGCGUGGUAAAACUGAACCCGAAAUCCAUUCUGAAGAUGGCGACAACAUAAGCGUGAAUCAGAUGUCCAUGACGGAAUUUUACCCUCGCUGAUCGACAGUAUGGACUGCAUUUGGGAGCUCAACUUGAGUUCAAGUACAGAUGCUAGAUGUAAUUAUCUUCUAUAUUUAGAUUAUUUGCCAAAAGUGUAUCAUGUCUUCAUCCUAGCCUAUCAGCAAGAGUAAUGAUCCAACCGUGAGUCAAAUUUAUAAGAGUGUUGUCAGCAACAGCAUUAUGCAUUUGCAUCCGAUAAACCAAACCGUCCAUACAAGUGCAAAUUGCUUGUUUUGUAAUAAAAACGAAUUGAUAUGACCUGAUAGUUAUACCUUU